AUGGGAAAUCCGAAUCUGGAGGAAGUAAAGGAGUUAUAUGGAAUUGAUGCCACAGAUAUUAUCCCCCCAAACACAACAGCAUCUUUUCUAUCUGAUCGUGGAACUGACAAUGUUCCUGUUUGGGCCAUACUUCCUGCUCGGAGAUUGACAAAGAUACCAAAAUGCCCAAUUUUUAGUGGUCAUCCUGGUUUGAACUUAUUACAUUACUCAAUGUUAUUGGCCAGAUUUCAUCGACUGCCUCAUUCGAGUAUGACUCCGAACAAUACACGCGUGCGACAAUAUCUGGAAAAUCAUAUGCCUCCAUUACCUGAACCUCCAAGGAAUCUGCCAUUACACUCUGACUUCACUAAAAACAUCAAGAGAUGCGCUGAACAGAAUCCCAGGGAAUCGACCGUAGCUUUAGGAAUUUCUCCUUUGGAUUUCGAUAUCAUCAUAAACUCAUGGGAUGUAUAUGUUAAGGAGAACCCUGAACAUAGAUUGAAAACCGUUGCUGAAUAUUCAGCUCGGAGGACCGAACGUAUACCGGCAUCCGAGAAUGGGGCAAUUUUACAAUUAAAAAAGAGAGCCUUGGUGAAUGCAUUUCGUCGACCUGCGGACAGAAUUGCUGAUGAUGCACAAAUGCCUGAAGAGCCAAAUGAUCUCGAAUCUCCUGAUAUGACUUCUGACGACGAAUCCCCGAUCCAAGGUCAAGAGGAUUUUGAAAAUCUCGAGCGUCAAUCUGAGCCUAUGGCUGAAAAUCCACCACCUGGGCAGCCAGCACAACAUAGACGAGAUGGACGGCGUGAGCCUGUAGCUCAGAAUCAUUACCAAAGUGACAGCGAAGAUUCUGAGUAUCAACCCAGAUCCAAAGCUCCAAAUGGACCAUAUAAUCGUUCAAGAAAGCACCAAGGAAAUAGAGACGAAGAAAAUUCUGAACACCGGCCGGACUCUGUAGCUCAGUAUCAGUCAUCAAACUAUUCGGCACAACACCAAAGCGAGAGUGAAGGUUCUGAUCACCAGCUCAGCCCCGCAACCCUGAACAAGGCUUCUGAUAACUUAUCGGUACGCCAGGGAAGAGGUCGGCGUAAGGCCGGAGCUCGGAACAGGAUGAUGAAGCCUCCUUCCCCUCAAGGAGGUCCUUCUAGUGGUCGUCCAUUAUCCAAACAGAAUCCUCCCGUCUUGGCUGAAGUGAUUGUCAUUUCCUCUGACGAUGAAUAUCCCGUAAAAAAAGAAGCCCUGGAGCAGGACCGAGAAGAGGGAAAGCCCUCCCUGAAACAACGAGAACACGAUCAUCUGAACACUCGGCACAAAUAA
Botrytis sinoallii is the source of this 1293-nucleotide messenger RNA. RefSeq lists its product as uncharacterized. Lineage: Eukaryota; Fungi; Ascomycota; Leotiomycetes; Helotiales; Sclerotiniaceae. Bases 1 to 1293 code for a protein of 430 amino acids. The transcript has a single exon. The record is from RefSeq and is a predicted model, not a curated record.